UUAUUGGAACAGCAACACAGCGUUCGUAGAAAAAUACAAGAAACCUUUUGAUGUCCAUUACUGGCCUGAUGUAAAUGAUUGGACCAACAUACGCAUUGUAAAAACUGCAUUUCAUCCCUCUAACUCUAUAGUUUUAACUGAUGAUGGAAAGAUAUAUACGUAUUACUUAACUCCACUCUAUGUUUCGAGGAAACAUUACAAAAUAAACCGCAGCUAUAUAAGACAAAAGAAUAUCGAAGGAAAGAUCACAUGCAUUGCUUGUGGCCACAAAUUUUAUGUAGUUAGUACUAAUAACGGUGAAGUGUAUGAAUGGGGUUUGAAUUCGAAAUAUAGUAUGCAUGAUCAUGUAACUGACCAUAAUUUUAUGACAAAUCCAUGUAAAGUGGUCGAACUCUCAGGCAAAACAAUCGUUAAAAUUGUUUGUGGACAUUUUCAUACACUUGCCCUCACCGAUAAAGGAGUGGUCUAUGCUUGGGGUGUUAACUACAAGAAACAAUUGAGUUCACUUCAUAAGAACAAAAUUAUAUCUCCUUUUAAGGUAAGUAUACCUAAUGUAAGAAAAAUGUCAGAUAUCGCCGUUAUAGAAUAUGCGAGCGUUUUCAGAUCUAGUAAAGAUCGACGUAUUUAUAUACGGGGUAAUCUGUUUGGAAAACCUAUUAAAGAAUUUGCCAUCUGCGAACACACCAAUAUAUUUGACAUAUGCAAUUCGGUAAUGGCCCAAUCACCAAUAUCCGUGACUCAUACAUUUACGGAUGAAGAAUAUGCUAUAUUGAACGAUUUAGAAGCGAUAUUUAACGACAGCGCAACAAGCGAUCUUAGAAUAGAAGUUGAGAAGAAAUCUAUUUAUGUUCACAAGAGUAUUCUGAAAAUCCGUUCAUCAUAUUACAAGACCAUGUUCCAGUUUAAUGAACAUGAAAACAGUCGAAGGUAA
Messenger RNA from Cyphomyrmex costatus, 931 nucleotides. Its product is annotated as RCC1 and BTB domain-containing protein 2. Bases 335 to 931 code for a protein of 198 amino acids. Gene Ontology annotation, molecular function: protein binding. The record is from RefSeq and is a predicted model, not a curated record. NCBI's taxonomy places the organism in Eukaryota, Metazoa, Arthropoda, Insecta, Hymenoptera, Formicidae. The transcript is spliced from 5 exons.